Messenger RNA from Saprolegnia diclina VS20, 477 nucleotides. RefSeq lists its product as hypothetical. The transcript is spliced from 2 exons. Bases 1 to 477 code for a protein of 158 amino acids. The record is from RefSeq and is a predicted model, not a curated record. NCBI's taxonomy places the organism in Eukaryota, Oomycota, Saprolegniomycetes, Saprolegniales, Saprolegniaceae.
AUGACGCAAGCGCCGCCGAUGCACCGCUACUCGCUGCCGUCCUCGGGCCACCGCUUGGACCGGACCCGUGUCGACAUCCUGCGCGCGGCCGUGCGGGUCACGGACGACUUGCCCAAGCCCUGCCGCGCCAACACGUUCUUUGUCAUGAAGGUCUACGACGGCUCCGACUACCAUAUCAUCGAGCAGAGCUGGUCGGCCUUUCGGGAGCUCAAAGCGAAUUUGCUCGCGGCGCUCGCCAAAGGCCACAAGUGCGGGAACGGACCGCUCUGCGGCCAGCUCCACGGGCACCUGAAGCGCAACUUUGACCGGCCAAAGAGCGCGAAUCUGCGCAUGUGGCUCCAGCUGCGUCUACGCCCGCACAAGGAGGUGGCGACAGCCCUCUUUCUUCAGCAUUUUCAAGACCUUUUGGACACGCUUCUGGUCGUGCUGCGCCAGGACACGAUCGACUGCGUGACGUCCGACGUUGUCAUUCCGUGA